This is a messenger RNA of Nannizzia gypsea CBS 118893, 3285 nucleotides long. RefSeq names its product fibronectin type III domain-containing protein. The record is from RefSeq and is a predicted model, not a curated record. NCBI's taxonomy places the organism in Eukaryota, Fungi, Ascomycota, Eurotiomycetes, Onygenales, Arthrodermataceae. The coding region runs from base 1 to 3285 and encodes 1094 amino acids. Gene Ontology annotation, molecular function: protein binding. The transcript is spliced from 4 exons.
AUGGGGAGAUACGAGUCGCUGCGCCUGGUGGCAGACGCCUAUCCCGGUGUCCCCCAGGUACGAGUCCAGGGUGCAAUGGCGCUGUUCAUUGCCAGCUCGAUCCUAUGGGCGCUGAUGUGGCUCACCUACCGCGCAUAUCAAGUCUGCCUCACGCCGAACGAGCUACUUGUUGAAAAACUCGGCCUAGACAUUCCUCCCACUCCCGAAGUGAUUCUGGAAGAGAUAGGAGCCACAGAUAUACGGAUAGCCUGGAAAUAUCCUGAGCUGCAAAACUCCGUCCACAAGCAUGCGGUCCAGGUGAAUGGGAUCAGAGUUGGCGAAACAAAACGCUCCGAGACGGCCGUUUCCAUAUUCAACCUUCAGCCCAGCCAUAUAUAUCAUAUAUGUGUAAUCGCAAUCAGCUCGGCCAAUUUCCAGACCUGCAGCGCUAUUCUCCAUAUCCGCACCGGCCUAGGAUCAUUCCCUCCCGAACAAGAUCAUGAAAACCGUGGACCUCCUCUUAUUCAAGCCUAUGUGCCCAAGGCUGCCACAAUCGUCUCUCCUUCUGCACCCGUCAUGUCAAGAGAACACAGCGGUGGAGCAGCGCAAGCUAAACGCUCUGGUGCAGGGAGAAGGUCUAUUGGAUCGACAUCGGCCCAGGACAGCAAUAGCCCGCAAACGUUAGAUGAUGGGGAGGUUGCAGGGGCUGGCGAACAUGAAGGCUCUUUAAAGCAGCUGGCUGAACGGCUGAAAGUGCUGCAGCAAGAAAAUGAGUCUCUGGAUAAGCAGCUAGCCCAGGAAGACAAGGAAUACGAGCAGCUUCUACGUGAACUGGAGGACCAGAGAAAUGACUUAAAGCAGCGAGUCAAGGAGAAAGAUGAUGCUACCGGCGAUCUACGGAAACAUAUCAACAAACUGGAAAGCGUCAACCGGACGGUUCAGAGUGAGAAAAGCAAACGGGAAAAGCUCCUGCAGCAGAGAGAAGCUGAACGGAAGAAGCGAAGUGAGGAUAUCGCUAGAUGGGACGAGAGGGAAGUUGAAAUACGGGAUGAACUUGUCAACCUGGAGAAGGAGAAAACCCGCAUUGAGGAAGAGUCCACUACCAAAUUAGAAGAAUACCGGCGCAAAAUCGCAGAGGAGCAAGGCGACAUGAAGCAGAUUGACGAAGACAUCAAGGUCACGGGGAGCCGCAUCAAGGCUUUGGAGGAGGAGAGACGGCGUCCCGGGGCCGAUGACAAUGAAGAAGGCAGAGAAUUGGAACGCGUGGAGAGAGAACCAGAACAGUUUUGGGAUGGGAAAAUGGCAGGCCUCCGUUCUCAGUAUGCGUCUCUCAUGAACGUACACACUCAGGCCCAACAACAGUACUAUGAGGCUCAAGACAGGCUGCAGUGGACAAAUGCCCAAUGGGCUAAUACCCCUGGGCCGUUUGGCCCAGUUGCUACUCCUGACUUGGCCCUUAAUAGAAGAACAAGCAGUCGUAGGCGUAACCGCCAUCGGAGCUCUCUUACCAGCAACAUGUCGUCACCUAUUAGCUUUCCCUUGGUUGAUACAGCGUUCUCGAAUCCGAACUAUGGCCAGGUUGGGACUAACUCCCCAACCUUCACGUCUGGCCCUGCUUUUUUUAAUAUCAAUAAUGGGAUGACCAUCGCAGAUCCUGCGGAUGAAACCAGCCCGGUCCGUACUGAUACUGAAAAUCCACCCAUGAGCCCUCGCGCCGAUGCAUUACUGCCUUCUGAUCUCCUUGGAGACGAAGAGCAAAGUAUUGGCGAAGAAUUAGAAAUCACUCCCUUCCCUACAAUUCCUACUUCAGUGGCUCCUACUGCUCCAUUUGAAGGACUUCUACCCAAUUCGCCGUCGCCCCUUUCAUCUGGCAGCGAUCCCACAAGCAUCUUUGCCAGUCCCCAUGGCAGUUUAAACAACCUUCAUGAUACCGAUCGUAACACAUGUCAAACCACCAUACCCGGGUCAUCCCAGCCCCCACCAACUGGAGCUCAGAGCGCAUCCAGACGGCUGUCGGGGCUUUUUGGGUUUAAUCGCCAAAGGGGUAAGACCAUGGCUGACGGACCCCCGUUACUUGGAAGCCUCAAGACGGGUCAAAGUCAGUCAUUCCCAAGAAAUCUGGAUGACGAGUUUGAUCCUAUAGGCACGAGACGCCGUCGUUUGAGCUACACCACAAACUGGGCGAAUCCAAUGACCACCCUCUUCCCACGUAACAAUACGUCGCAUCUCACGGGUGACAGCUCCUCUGACCGUCUACCUGCAGGGAGACGGGCAAUGUUCCCUAGUUUUUUCACCUCUGGAAGACAUGGUUCUGGAGUUUCCCCUAACCACAAUCAGCCACCACUCAAUUCACCAGAUGCAAGCAAAGGGUAUAACCAAUUCAGCCCUCGCCAUGACCCGAUAGACCCCUCUAUUCUUGGGACUGUUCGACGAAAUUCUCUAUCUCCCCGACCUUCCUCAACUUAUUCGUUUGAAAACGCCCUUCCACGACCGACAAUGGAGAAUCAGCCGUUUGGAUGGCCCUCAUCCGACAAGGCCGGCAGUUCUGGGCAUGAUUGGAUAUCCCCGACUGCAUGGUCACGGAACCAGUCUCGUCGCCCUUCAAUACAAGUAGGUUCAACAGGCCACCUGCCUCUCGGUCUACCUACUGAAUUAGAGUACGAUGAAGCUCCAUAUGAGCCACAGAGACCUAUUCAAGCUCCCAUUGGAACUCGACCUCCAUCCUCCCAUCGCCCUGUCACCCCAAAACUAAACCCUGCCGCACCCUCCUUCACAACAUUUUUUGGUAAGAAACUAGACAGGCCAAAGUCAAAGGACUCAGAGCCUCCGAAGUCUCGUGGAGAAGACUCCGCUCACGAAGAACUGUCACCACCUGCCUCUCGGCGCUCUAAGGAUUCUCGAUCCAUCCGAACAGCAACCACCGAGUCUCACGAAUCCCUAGAGCAAGUUCCCUCCGCUACUCCAUCUGAAUCAGUCAGCACAAAGGAAUCAUUUAUCCAGAAACUCACCCGCAAAGGAAGCUCAAGCAAGUUUAACAUGCCCUGGAAGGAUCGGGCCAGCCUCUUCUCUAAGAAGGGAGACUCAUCCGGACAAGGCGAGGCUGACGGCGAGGGCAUUGGUGAGAUGCACCUGGAUAAAAGCAACGAGAGCGCCAUAUCACUUGGUGAUAAAUCCGGGGAGAAAUCUAGCAAAGGAAGCCUCGGGUUUGGGUUCAUGCGCAAGUCAAAAAAGACAGAGAAAGCGCCGAGUGAAUCCAGUGGGAUAGCGAGCGAGACAGGAGACGAGUCAGUGUCCGAAGAUACAUGA